AAACACUUCUCUAUUUUGUUAUCUCCAAAACCUGUCAAAAAAAAAAAUUCAUAACCCAUUUUCUCUAUAAAAUUCCUUCUUCUAAUUUCACAAAAGAAAAGUUUGUGUUUCCAAAGAGGUUGAAUUUUAGAAACACGAUUACAGUGAUUACACGAGUCAACCAAAAGAAAUUCAAUAUAAUCUAUAUUGAGAGAGGAGGUGAUGACCGCUUUGCAAAGGUCGACGACGUCCUUUAGGAGGCAAGGCUCGUCCGGGUUAGUAUGGGAUGAUAGGUUUCUGUCGGGAGAAUUGAACAAGGUGAAGGUCAAUAAGGAAGGCAACAAUGAAACGGUAAGAUCGGAAGCCGUGAUGCGACGGAGCCGAUCGGAAGGAAUGGGAUCAAGAGGAGGACGCUCCCCUCCGACGCCAAAACUCAAGGCGUCAACACCGACAACACCCACGGAGGACCCGCCGUCUCCUAAGGUCUCGGCCUGCGGCUUUUGUGGUGCUUUUGGCAAACGUGCUCCGAAUCUGAAGAAGAGAAAAUGAACGGAGUCAGGUGGUUUCCGAUUGUAUAUUCUGUAUCUUUCUCAAAUAUAUAUAGAGCAGUGUUUAUCAAUUAGAAUCGUAAUAAUUUAUAUGAAAAAAUAUUUAAAAUUUGUUUUGUCUGAAAAAAGAUUAAUAAUAUAUUUGGAUUAAGAAAAAUAAAGAUAAUAAAAAAAAUUUAUUUAG
Molecule: messenger RNA, 711 nt
Organism: Rubroshorea leprosula
Lineage: Eukaryota; Viridiplantae; Streptophyta; Magnoliopsida; Malvales; Dipterocarpaceae
Source: the annotation of a GenBank genome assembly